AUGAGGUCACAUUUCCUCGUGAACAAAGAAGUCCGCAUUAAUGCUCAAGGGAGUUCUAGUCCAACUCUUUCAAUAGAUCAAAUUGACAAUACAGCUGAACAUUGGAAGAGGGAUGACAUUCUUGUCUUUAACACUGGCCAUUGGAAAAACUACUAUAAAGAGGGAGAUUAUCUUUAUCCAAAGCUUGAUCGAGUUGAUGCCUAUAAAAGGGCUAUGAGGACAUGGGCAAACUGGAUUGAUCAUAAUAUUAAUCCAUCAAAGCAGGUGGUCUUCUAUCGUGGCAGAGGUGGAAAUUGGGAUUCAGGUGGGGUUUGCAAUGGAGAAAAAGAACCAGUCGUAAGUGGAGCCAUACUUGAUGACUAUCCUUUGGAAAUGAAGAUAGUGGAGGUAUUCAAUAUGCGGAUUCCUGUGAGGCUGCUGAACGUGACAAGGUUGACCAAUUUCCGCAAAGAUGGCCAUCCAUCGAUCUUUGGCAAGAAUGCAACCCCUGGAAAAAAUGUUUCCACAGUGAUCCAAGACUGCAGCCACUCGUGUGUUCCUGGGGUCCCUGAUACAUGGAACGAGCUCAUUUAUGCCACUUUUGCUUUACAGCAGACCUACUCAGAGUAA
Molecule: messenger RNA, 609 nt
Organism: Malus domestica (apple)
Lineage: Eukaryota; Viridiplantae; Streptophyta; Magnoliopsida; Rosales; Rosaceae
Source: RefSeq, a predicted model, not a curated record